Molecule: messenger RNA, 675 nt
Organism: Leptopilina heterotoma
Lineage: Eukaryota; Metazoa; Arthropoda; Insecta; Hymenoptera; Figitidae
Exons: 5
Coding region: 1-675 (224 amino acids)
Biological process (GO): sensory perception of smell; detection of chemical stimulus involved in sensory perception of smell
Cellular component (GO): plasma membrane
Molecular function (GO): olfactory receptor activity; odorant binding
Source: RefSeq, a predicted model, not a curated record
AUGUCAUCCAGAAAAAUAAAUCAGGGAACAUUUCAAUUUCAUACGGCGGGUGAAAUUUAUUAUAAUAUUAUUGCCGAUAAAUUGAGUAGUUUCAAUAAUAGUAAUGAACGUCGUUUAUUUCUUGUCUCUCAUUUUCCUUAUGAGACAAAUUUUACUCCAAUGUUUGAGAUGACAUGGCUCAUGCAAUGUUUAACAACAUUUCUUGCAACAGUCACCUAUGCGGGUGUACAUGGAUUUUUUGGAAUUUUAAUAAUCCACCUGUGUGGACAAUUUGCAGUAUUAAAAUAUCGUUUAAUUAAUGUCAUUGAGGAAAUUGUCAAUAAAAAAUGUAAAAAACAAUUUCAAGAGGAAUUCGCUAUUAUUGUUCAAAGAAAUCAACAACUUAACAGAUUUGUCAUUGCAAUCGAGGAAGCAUUCAAUAUGUUACUUUUAGUUGAAAUUCUCAUUAGCACUAUUGAAUUUUGUCUCCAGGCAUUCCAACUUAAUGUUAUCAUCGGCAAAAGUAAGGAUGAAUUUCCUUUAAUUCCAAUAGCAAUCAUGAUUUUAUUUAUUGCCUACAUGUUGGCAGUAUUCUAUGUUUAUUGUUCCGUUGGCGAACAAUUGAAAUAUCACAUACCUAGAUUGAUUGAGUGGAGAACAAAGGGACGUGAAAAAUUUAAGGAAGCACUUUCGUGA